AUUGCCACUUGUGCAACUUUUUGCCUAGGCUGAAGGGUCAAACAAGGCGGCCAUCACCCAUCAGUAGAAUUAUCUGUUUGUUUUCUCCUCUAUUUGUCCUGAAAUGAUCAUACAAGCUUUCCUUGCUCACCACUCGAAGCAAAGCAAAAUUGACGUUAGCUUGAACCUAAUUGGGUGACCGUUGCAGUUUGAGGUGUACAAAAUGGAACAGGAGUCUUUUGCACCAGCAGCAACAGACUUGCAAGAAGGGGGUGAUCAAUUCUCCAAUAUCUCUUUUCGUCCAUUGGAUGUCUCCGAUGUUGAUGAUUUCAUGGUCUGGGCUUCUGAUGAGAGAGUGACUCACUUUUGUAGUUUUAACCCUUACACUAGCAAGGAAGAUGGCAUCAACUAUAUCAAAAACACUGUCAUACCCCACCCAUGGUUGAGAGCAAUAUGCCUUAACAACAGGCCUAUUGGAGCUAUUUCAGUGACAAAGAAUUCUGGUAACGACGUAUGCAGAGGUGAGCUAGGCUAUGUUCUGGCAGCCCGUUAUUGGGGCAAGGGAAUUGCAACAAAGGCAGUGAAAAUGGUGGCCAAAACCAUUUUUAGCGAACGGCCAGAACUAGAGAGACUUGAAGCCUUGGUAGAUGUAGAAAAUGUGGGCUCACAAAGAGUCCUAGAGAAAGCUGGCUUCACGAGGGAAGGUGUUCUGAGAAAGUAUUUUAUUCGGAAGGGAAGGUCUAGAGACAUGGUGAUGUUUAGUCUUCUUUCUACUGAUCCUGUAAUUUGAUUGUGUUAUUGUUUAUACAAAAUCUUUUCUGGAUAUGUCAAUUUAAAAGUUGAUAUCUGAAUAUGUAAUUGCCUUUGGAUUGGAUCAUAAAAUUCAAGACCAUCUUGAUUCCAAUGAACAACUGAACAUCGUUUUCUCGUUCAA
Messenger RNA from Manihot esculenta (cassava), 913 nucleotides. RefSeq lists its product as uncharacterized. The transcript is spliced from 2 exons. The record is from RefSeq and is a predicted model, not a curated record. Gene Ontology annotation, molecular function: acyltransferase activity, transferring groups other than amino-acyl groups. Lineage: Eukaryota; Viridiplantae; Streptophyta; Magnoliopsida; Malpighiales; Euphorbiaceae. The coding region runs from base 203 to 769 and encodes 188 amino acids.